Oryza sativa Japonica Group (Japanese rice) is the source of this 726-nucleotide messenger RNA. RefSeq lists its product as uncharacterized. The record is from RefSeq and is a predicted model, not a curated record. NCBI's taxonomy places the organism in Eukaryota, Viridiplantae, Streptophyta, Magnoliopsida, Poales, Poaceae.
UAAAACCCUGCGCCGCGCCGCCACAUCCGCCGUUCCCCACGACCACGACCACCGCCGCCGACGAAUUCCAGGGCCAUGGCGUUGCGCGGUGCCGCCUCCCGCUGCUUCCUCGCCGCCGUCCGCGGCCGCGCCGCCUCCGCGUCGCGCGUCCGCGCGGCUCCAGCUCCACUCCCCUCCGCUCCACCACGCCGGGCUGCCUUCUCGCCGUUUGCCGCUGCCGCUGCGAGGCCGAUGGCGGCGGCGGCGAUGAUGGGGUCGCCGGCGGCGGUGGCGGCGAGGCUGACCGGGCACCCGUCGGCGAGCGUGCGGGCGUGCUGUGAGCUCUCCCAGGGAAAUGGAGAUGAUGCAUGACGCCUGGGAGGCCAGUUUAAAGAAUAGUGAAGGUAAUUGAGGCUUGAAAACAUUACUGUUCCUUUUGCUGCUAGGAUGCGAGGUUUACAGAAGCUUUGUGGCUCCUCUGUUUUUUCCUGCCUAAUGGGAAGUUAAAAGAAACUCCCUAUUUUUAGUUUCCUAGUCCCGUAGUGAAAACAACAGUCAACAUGAUUACUACAUUAAUAAUCCUCUGUUAACCGGCUACUCGUUAUGUUCUGUAAAAGUUGCCGCCAUGCUUUCAUGUUCUUUUUACUGCAUAACGAUGCAACCUGUUUCCUAAUGCGGAUCAUUUGAAAAUCGUGAGAAGUGAACAUAAGUUUACUAGCUGGCUCUGGUACAGAAACUAGAGAUUUA